GCUGGUGCUUUAUUAACUUAUUUUUUACAGCUCUGAAGGUUUCGAGAGUCAGUAGGAAGAAGAAUUUCCUCGGUCUUACCCGUCUGUCCAGUUUUUUUCUUAUCUUCAAAGUAAGACAGAGAGCAGGCUGUCUUCAGUGAAGCCUUUGAAUCCGUCUACACAACAGGGGGAUUGUUUAAAGGCUUUAUUAUCUUUUGCUGAACGACACACCUGUUGGCACCGUUUUAUUUGAUCACUUUUUUUUUUUUGCUGGAGAUUUCUGUUCAUUCUCCAUGUGACAGAGACUCACUCAGGAGCUCACUGGAUGUGUUUGCGGGGAAGAAUGAGCGGCUUUCUGUACUUCAUCCUCCCAGCUCUGGGUGGAUACACUCUCACCUCUCUGUACCUGCUGAAGAACCCGCUCAUUCUCCACAGGAAGAAACGCACCGCUUUUUACUGCACACACAUCUCACACAGAGGAGGAUGUGGAGAGAGGAUCGAGAGCACCAUGGGGGCGUUCACACAUGCGGUGGAACAGGGCACACAGAUGCUGGAGAUGGAUUGUCACUUGACUCGCGAUGGACAUGUGGUGGUGUCACAUGAUGAGAAUCUGCUGAGGCAGACCGGCCACGACGUCACCAUCUCCUCACUCAAUCUACAGGUGGGAAGACGGAUCCUACAGGAUAUGCCUCUGUAUAAGGAGAAACUGGAGGUGACAUUUUACACAGGACGCUACAGCAGCGGUGCAGACAGGAAGUUCGCUUUGCUGGAGGACGUGUUCAGGAAGUUCCCUGACACGCCUGUCAGCAUUGAGAUUAAGGAGAACAACAAGGAGCUGAUAGAAAAGGUGUCUGACUUGGUCAGACGCUACAACAGGGAGGAAAUCACUGUCUGGGCCUCUGUGAACAGCAGGAUCAUGAGAGAAUGCCGCAAAACGAAUGACUCGAUGCCGUACAGCUUCACUGUGCACCGAGGUGUCUUGCUUCUUCUUCUCUUCUACAGUGGCCUGCUGCCCUUUGUGCCACUGGGAGAGAGUUUAGUGCAGUGCUACCUGCCACGCAUCAUCAACAGGACGUUCAUUCCUAAGAAGCACGUCCUGAGGAACCCACUGAUCAUCUCCCUGAUAGAAAAAGUAACAAUGAGGAAGAGUCUUUUUAAUCACCUGGCAGCCCGGGGAAUUCAGGUGCAUUUGUUUGUGUGCAAUGAAGAUGAAGACAUAAAGGCUGCAUUUGAAGUGGGAGCCACAGGGGUGAUGAGUGACUACCCGACUCUUCUCUCAAGCUACCUCUGCAGAAACAGGAGUCAGGAUUGACCCCAAACACGCCCUCACAUGACCACAAUUAUUAACUCAGAAACAGCAGCCGUCAGAUGAAUGAGGAUUCUGUAAGGAAAAGACUGUAAAAGAGAAAUAAAUACAAGAAGUGUGAGAUCUAUUUCUCCCACUGUGCCCAGAUUAGUCAGAGUUGUUGGUCUAACUAUUAAACACCAUGCAUUCAACUCUUCAAUCUGAAUGCUUAUCACUGUUGACAAAAUUAUCUGCACUUAGGUCAUUUCUACAGCCUCCACCCACAGCUUGUCACAGCCCAGAGUUUAAAGGAAUACGUCAACCACAAAAUAACCUUUUGUUUAUUGAUAUAAUUACUCACCCGAGGUUUUGUAGAAGCCAUGAAAAAAAUUCAUUUAGCAACAGCAAAACUAUAUUGGAAACACCCAUGCGCAAACUUUCACACAACUUGUGCUGUAUAAUCCAAGUCUCAUUUAUCCAUGCCAGAGUCCUGCAUGGGUCCAUUUUUGAAAAACUGUACCCACCCAUACCUGUAAAGCUCAGUGCCAGACCUGACUUAUCAUUAUUAGCCAUUAUGUCUGCCAUAAACCACACCACUUGCACCCAAGUCCCACCAAGUCCCAGGACCCGACUCUCAUUAAGAUGGGUUCUUCAUCCUUGAAUUACAAAUCCUGCAAAAAUCUUUCACUGGCUGCACUCGAUGUCAGGAUGGCAAAAACAUACCGCUGCCAGGUUAUGAAACAUUUUAGCAUGCUCUUUCCACCACCAUAAAAACUCAAAAGGAUCCUCCUCAGAUGUCUUGAACUCGAUGUAGGCUGCCACCUCAUCCUCAGACUGCAAAGUUUCAUGGCUGGAUUCAAAGGGUCAACUUGUGUCACUGAUUUUUAAAAUAAAAGGUAUUGCAGCCUGAUAAUAGUGAUGUCAAAAGAUGUAAAAAUAUUACACAUAUACUGCACAUCUUUUUCAUUUGUUUUAUUCUGAAAAAUAAAUAAAUAUAUUUUUGUUCUCACCUGCUGCCCGUCUGCAUGUAGUUCAUUUUUACCCGUGCUUGUACCCAUGUAUUUAUACUGUAUGUACGUAUGUACAAAUUGCUCAGCUUUUUGCAGGUUACCCAUCGAGUACCCAGUGCGGGACUCUGAGCCGUUUUCAAUAGAAUAUAUGAGCAGAGUUUAAACACACACACUUGCUAAGGUGUGCUUGUACUUGAAAGUGUUUUAAAUCAUGACGUUUAAGCAAAAAUGUGUUUUGGAAGUGUUGGGUGUACGACUGAUAUAUGAGACUUGGAUUAUACUGCACAAGUUUUUUGAUAUAGUUUUACUGGUUUUAAAAGUGGAUCCCUUUUACUCAAAAACUUCAAGAAUUUCCCUGUUUUUUUUUUUUCUUUUUGUGCAACUCAGCAACACAGAAAAAAAUUUCUUCAUAAAUUCAGUGUAACAUCAGGUGAGUAACUGAUGUAGAAAUGGAUAUUUUGUGGGUGAAGCAUUCCUUUAAAGAAACAAUCAUUUAUUUUUCUCAGCAAUAAAUCAAAAAAUGCUUUAUUAGUGCUCUGGGACAAAAAGGUGACAAAUGUGAGGGACAAUUACGGUCGACAACCAUUAUGUUUUUGUGGGAGAGGUAAUUGCAGACAAGUUCACUCAGUUUUAGUGUGUGUUUGUGCAUGUGUGACAGAUUCUUGGGUUGGAGGAGGGCCAGCAAGAUCCACCAGCACCCUCAUUUUCUCAGUUUUAGGUUGUUGUAGGGUUUCCAAUGUGAUCCUUUGUGUCUUGUUCUUUAAUAUUUGAUGAUGAUGAUGUUGAUUUGAGUCUAAUGAUUUAAACCAGGUAAUAAUUGGUUGAAUUGGAAUCACUGGGAUAAAUAAUUCAUUUUAGGGCAGGGUUGUCAAACUCAUUUUGGUUCAUUGGCCACACACAGUGGCCAAUGAACCAAAACUUUCCCCCCUUUCUUUUAAUGUAAAGAAAAUGUUAAUCCAAUACAGAUAAUACACAGCCUGAGAUUGUACUGAAAAACAAGUGCUUUAGCAUGAGUCGUUAUACCAACAAAGUCACCUGUGACCAUGCAAUGAUGUAGGGUGUCUGCCCCACUAUAAACCCCUACAUCAUCACACACUCUGCUCCCACUGAAUUUUCUCCCCAAGAUUUUGAGUGACAGAUAGCUCUGGCAAUCAUCCACAAUUCAACAAGUGACAAAUGACAAUAUUUUGCACAAUGUUUAGUAUUCAUUGUUUUUCAGACAACUGUAUUCUGGUCAGGGUGGAAAAACCUCUGAUGUAGUAUUUUACAUGAAGCUUCUCACUGUUUACUCCUGACACCUGGCAGCUCUCAGCCUUCACAACUGCACCAAAAUCAGGUGAGCAAAUUCAUCCAGUGGGCUGGAUUGGCCCAUUUGGCAGCCGGUUCUGGCCCAUGGGCCGCAUGUUUGACAUCCCACAUAACUAUUCUACCCAUAACAGAUAUUUGUGAGUUCAUCCAGCAUUGGAGAUCAUCAUUUAUUUUUAUAAGCAGUGGGGUGAAGUUUAGAUUGAACAGCUCUGUCAGCCUGGGGGAAAUCUGAAUCCCCAGACAUGUGAUGUGACCAGUGGGAGAGGUGGUGCAGCGGCUGUUGCAUCCCAGCUGUUGUUGCUUUUUCUUCAUCAAGGAACAUUAUGGUGGUUUCUGUUUGCUGUUUUAGAUGAGUACUGUAUUAAAUUAAACAGACUGCAUGUAUUUCACAGUGAGUAAUUUAAUAAAAAGCUUGCUCUGGAUGGAUUAUGGGAGGAAUCACCUUCUCUAGUGUGUGACUCAGAGCUCUACUUAUGAUGUUAAUCUCUGUGUUGAUGAGUGAAAUGAGACAGUAGCUGUGUGGCAGAGUCAAGUCAUUGUUCUGUUUAAAACAAGUGAAAUUUUGAUGGCAUUCAUAUUUUUUGGUAGUCAGGAGUUUUGCUUUAUUCCAGUUAUCAGUCUCAGAGGAAGCAGCGCUGCGACGGUGCAGAAGUGUUUACAGUUGGAGUGAAUAUUUAACCAGCUGGACCAUAUCACCUGACGACCCAUUUCUCAUGAUAAGAGAGUAAACGUGACUUUGUUUUGACUGUGUCUGUUAUUUUCUGACAUUAUUUGACUGGUUUGAGUAAGUGCUUAUGAAAUAAAUGAUCUGGGACAGUUCA
Epinephelus lanceolatus (giant grouper) is the source of this 4403-nucleotide messenger RNA. RefSeq names its product glycerophosphodiester phosphodiesterase domain containing 3a (gene gdpd3a). The record is from RefSeq and is a predicted model, not a curated record. Gene Ontology annotation, biological process: glycerophospholipid catabolic process. Gene Ontology annotation, cellular component: endoplasmic reticulum membrane. NCBI's taxonomy places the organism in Eukaryota, Metazoa, Chordata, Actinopteri, Perciformes, Serranidae. Gene Ontology annotation, molecular function: phosphoric diester hydrolase activity; phosphatidylcholine lysophospholipase A1 activity.